AUGCUUCUUCUGGACUACCAGAACGUCCUCAUCGAGUCGUUAUUGAAAGACCGCUUUUCUCCAGAGUAUGGGACCAUAAACGCCCACGGCAAGCAGAUGGAGACUGACAUUGCUCUAGCUCACCGCCGACCUCGAUUGAUCAAGUGGUUUCCGACUUCGACAAUGUCACCUUCCACAUCUCAACUCCCAACGCUAAGACCCAAAUCCUGAUCUCCAUCGCUGUGAAGUGCUGGCCGGAGCUUGUCAAGUAUGGCGCCGAGGCAGUACUGCAGCGCGAGUACGGCUCUUUCAUCGUAUCUCCCGAGCAAGGCUACGACUUCUCCAUUCAAGUAGAUCUGGAGCAACUACCGGCAGCACAAGAAGAGAAGGAUGACUUGAUUCGACGGAUAAGCUUGUUGAAACGCAACGCAAUAGCAGCACCUUUUGAGCAGGCUUUUGAUGAAUACGCGUCGCUAGCCGAGGAAGCAAAACAGUACACAAGCGAGACUGCGCCUCAAGGCGUGAAGGAAGGUGGUGAGAUUAGGGCGAUACACUACCGAGAUCAGGAGGCUAUUUACAUCAAAGCUUCUCACGACCGAGUGACGGUCAUUUUCAGCACCAUCUUUUCGGACGAGACUGAUAGGGUCUUCGGCAAGGUCUUCUUACAGGAGUUUGUUGAUGCUCGACGAAGAGCAAUCCAGAAUGCUCCACAAGUGCUGUUUCGCAACGAUCCGCCAAUGGAGUUGCAGGGCAUCCAGGGUUUGCCGGCUGGAAAAGGAGAAGUUGGUUACAUUACCUUUGGUAUGUUCAUCUUGCAGAGAUUGUGGUGUGCUGGCUGACAACGAUUGCGUAGUGCUUUUCCCUCGCCACUUGACCCAGCAGCGCCGUUACGAAGUCAUUUCGCACAUUCAGACCUUCCGCGACUACUUCCAUUAUCACAUCAAGGCCAGCAAGGCAUACAUACACAGCCGUAUGAGGAGACGGACUGCGGAUUUCUUACAAGGUACAGCCCAACAUUGCACCCCGUAUUCGAUGAUGUCACUGACAAUGAACCAGUGUUGCGAAGGGCUCGACCAGAGACGGAGGAGAAGGAGAGAAAGACCGCGAGUGGAAGGACAUUCCGAGUGCAGGCAUGA
Lecanosticta acicola is the source of this 1115-nucleotide messenger RNA. The record is from the annotation of a GenBank genome assembly. NCBI's taxonomy places the organism in Eukaryota, Fungi, Ascomycota, Dothideomycetes, Mycosphaerellales, Mycosphaerellaceae.